Molecule: messenger RNA, 663 nt
Organism: Nymphalis io (European peacock)
Lineage: Eukaryota; Metazoa; Arthropoda; Insecta; Lepidoptera; Nymphalidae
Gene: EMC6
Product: ER membrane protein complex subunit 6
Exons: 2
Coding region: 15-353 (112 amino acids)
Biological process (GO): protein folding in endoplasmic reticulum; autophagosome assembly
Cellular component (GO): membrane; EMC complex; endoplasmic reticulum
Source: RefSeq, a predicted model, not a curated record
UUUACCACAAUAAGAUGUCGUCAACUAAAGCAAAAGAUCCAAAACUGGAACCAAUAGUUUAUAGUGAGGCUGCACUCAGAAACAAUGUCGUAGUUGUAGAAUAUUGUCGAACUUCUAUGGCCGCAUUAUCGGGAUCCACGGCUGGGAUUCUUGGCCUGACUGGACUCAACGGUUUUGCCUUCUACGUAUUUGCAGUUGUCAGUCUAUGGGCUAUGUUCUUGAUAAAAACUGGCCCAAACUGGCAUAAAUAUUAUGUAUCGAGACAGAGUGUCUUAACCAAUGGUUUCUUUGGGGCACUAUUUACUUAUGUACUAUUUUGGACUUUUAUAUAUGGAAUGGUUCAUGUGUAUUAGAGAAAUAUUGAGGUGAGGUGAAGUUGCUAGUAAUAAUAAAUAAACAAUUUUAAUUAAAUUUCUGUAAAACAUUUAUAAAUUACUAAAGAUAAAAUUCCAUAUUUAUACAAAGACAUGUUACAAUACAUAUUCAAAUCUUGUCUCUGUUUGUAAAGUUUUAAUAUAAAUCGGUCAAAUUAAAAAGGUGACAAAAAUAUGUAUAUUGUUAUUAGGUUAGGGGAAAUGCUAAAUAUUGUAUGGAAGGUUGGGUUAUUUAAUUAUUUUCUAUCACACUAAGACAUAAGCGAAGGAGUAAAUGUUAAAACAUAAA